Anisakis simplex (herring worm) is the source of this 258-nucleotide messenger RNA. NCBI's taxonomy places the organism in Eukaryota, Metazoa, Nematoda, Chromadorea, Rhabditida, Anisakidae. The record is from the annotation of a GenBank genome assembly.
AUGAAACAGAAUGAGGGAGUGGGCUCGUCAACAAAGAAGACACGUUUGUUAUCGCGGUCAGUUGCUGGCGCGGAGGAUGUACAGCUGGAUGUGGCUGUGAUUGUUGCGAGAUUGAUUGAGGUACUCGGCACCGGGAUUUUUGCACCUCUGCUCAGUGCUAACGAGAUGCCUUCAUCGCUAUUUCUGGUCGGUACAAAAGAACGUCGUCGUCCAGCUGCUGAUCUCGCUGAGCCUGCACCUCCUGAACUCGAGCCUUGA